GAACGACACUUGGGUGAUUAAUGGAGUAAAAAAAUUAUUUUCUUCUCCUUGUUUGACCUCAGAAAAAGUCAUUAAUUUGAUCCCAAAAUUAUGAGAUAUUAUUUAUGCAGAAAGAUUCAUAUGUUGUUGUUUUUUUUCACUCAAGAUGACUAAUAACAACGACAAUCAGGACGAGAGGAGAAAUAACAUUCGGGAGCUUGCCAGAAUUAUUCAGCAGUCCCAGAAGGAUAAAAUCCCGAAGGUUGACGUUCCAUUGUUCGAUGGAAACAACGCCUCGGGAUGGGCAGAAAAGUUUGAGCAAUUGGGAAGUUGCUGCGAAUGGUCGAAUGAAAAGAUGUUGCGAAUGGUGAAGAGAUACUGCAAGAUCCAGUACAAGGAAGAGGUGGAGGAGUUGGUACAAGAUUCGCUGGACUGGCCAGAAUUCAAAAGGAAGCUGCUAGACAAGUACCAGUUGAGCGAUCAACUGUUGGACUUAACCGAUUUGAGGAAGGUUAGUCGGAAAAGCUUUGGUACAACAAAGCAGUUCCUUACUGAAUUCGAGCGGGUGGCAAGGUUAGUUCCUAACGUUCCAGACAAAGAUCGUUGCCUCAUCUUCCUGGAUAAUUUCACGGAAGUGGAGCAACUAGAAUUGGUAAAGGGAAUGAAAGAGCGAUAUGAUUGGUCAAAAAUUCGAGAGAAUUUAUUGGCCGGGAACUUUGAUCAGAUCCUGUACCGAUCGCUGAAACAGCAGAAGGAGAAUCGAGAGAGGAUACAGUUGGGAACAGAUAAGGACAGGGAAGUCUAUAAAACCUUAUCUGACAUGAAGGAGAUGAUGACAAGCAUGAAAGAAGAGCGGUUGAAGCUUCAAGUGAUGAUGGCUAAGGCGAAAACUGGGAAGAGAAAAGAGAAGCAGCCUAUCAAUGAAGAGAGUAGCAGUGAGAGUGAAAGCGAGGAGGAAAGGAAACCCCCUCGUAAGUUGACCAAGGCUGAGAGGAAAGCCUUGAACCAAAUACGAGGAGGGCAAUGUACUUCUCAUAAACAAGGAGAAAGCAGCAAGAAUGGAGGAAAUGGAAGCGGGGAGCGACAGGUUGACCAAGGACAACAAAAUCAAGGUCAACAGACUCAACCACAGGGUGGUCGAGGACGUGAUAGGGGCCGCGGAAACGGAGGCGGACGUGGGAACUGGCAGGAAUACGUCUGCAAAUAUUGCGAUAUGAAGGGGCACAUUAUUCAUUUCUGUCAGAUUCUCGCCAAGGACGAAAAAGACCAUAUCGUCUUUACGACGAUUCGAGGAGAAGUCUUUGACUUCGAGGGAAAUCUCAUCGAUCAGGAUAUUGAAGGAGGAAUGAGAAAAGAGGUUUUUCGACGGAUGAAAACGAAUGAGAUCUUGGAGUGGCCGACUCCCUUCAGAUCUAUUACCGACGUUCGGAGCUUCCUCGGAACAUGCGGAUUUUGGCGAGUUUUUAUCCGCAGGUUCGCAGCGAGGGUGGAACACUUGUGGAAGUUAGUACGCAAGAAUCAGGUCUGGGAGUGGGGACCGAAGCAGCAGUCAGCCGUUGAGGAUAUUAAAGCUGAGUUUCGAGAAGGCGGCCUGAUUCUGGGAGUUCCUUGCUUUUAUGAUACUGAAGGCCGUCCUUUCAUCAUCGAGACCGAUGCAGGUCCUACCGCUUUGGGAGGAGUUUUUGUCCAAAAGGAUGGGGAAGGACGGGAACGGCCAUUGAGGUUCGAGAGCAGAACUCUGAAUAUUACUGAGCGAAAAUACUCCCAGUUCAAGAAGGAAACUCUCGCUGUGCUUCACUGUCUGCGUAUUUUCAGGAAUUAUAUAUUUGGCAAGCGGUUCAUUCUGCGAGUUGAUCCUACGGCUCUAGCUCAAUCAUUAAAGAAGUAUUCUCCUUCUGAUCCAACCACUGCUCGAUGGCUGACGUAUAUUUGGAUGUUCAAUUUUGAGAUUGAGCGCAUUUCAGGCGCUCAGAAUCGAGCAGAUGGAUUGAGUCGUGUUGAUUGGUACUCAUCAACGGAUCAGGCUGAGGAUUCGGUUCCUGUCGAUGGAUUCCUCGAAGGAAAAGAGUCACAGUUGAGUAUUAACUCAUACAAUUACUUGGCGGAUGCAACAACCCGGAAUGGGAAAACCAUCUGGAAUGCUCCUUGUUUCCAUCAUGUGCGAUCAGAGUUCGUGAUUGGGGAGUCGUUCAUUGAGGAAGACCCAUGGGGUGAAAGAACAUCUGAGCAAAUGAUGAAUUUGGCUUUGUCUGAUGAAGUCGAGCUCAUCAAAGAGCCGCUGACGAUUGAGUAUGGGCAUGAGCAGGCUGAUAAGACUUUCAGGAUCACUGGAGAGAUAUCAUUCCUUGUGAACUCUCUAAUUCACGAGGACUGCCUGAAAAUGAUGAAUGAAGAAGCAGAAGGCGAUGGAAUCAGAGAGGCUUUCAGAGAAGGAGAGUAUGAUGGGGAGUAUAAAUUAAUGGGAAUGUGGUUGAAUGGUGAGUUGAGGGAGGAUGAGGUGGAUCCAGAUGUUCGUCAGAAAAGUAAGGAUUUUGUUGUAAGAUAUGGUCAUAUUUUCAAGAAAUCCAACGAUGACAUUCCGAGAAGAGUGGUAUGUGGGGUUACGCGACAACUUGAUGUGAUUGCGGCUUUGCAUGAUGGGGUCGCAGGCGGACAUAGAUCGGCACGAGUCACUUUGAAAAAGAUUCAACAUCUUUAUUUUUGGGAAGGAAUGAACAAGAUGGUAAAUGACUUAUGUAACUCUUGUCUUCCUUGCUAAAGGCGAUCUAAUCUGUGUUUUGUUGAACCUCUUAAUCCACGCUAUGUCGCUAAGCCAGGAGCAGUAGUAUACCUUGAUCUGUUAGUCAUGCCACCUGGAAUAAAUAGGUACAGAUAUA
Chara braunii is the source of this 2855-nucleotide messenger RNA. NCBI's taxonomy places the organism in Eukaryota, Viridiplantae, Streptophyta, Charophyceae, Charales, Characeae. The record is from the annotation of a GenBank genome assembly.